AUGGAGGGCCAUACUGGCCAUGGAUAUAUCGCUGAGGAUAUGUCCUAUGAUGAUCUGAUGACAAAUAAUGGAUGGUCGGCGCCCAACGAUCAGCAGCAGUUUCACUUCCAGCAACAACCUGCUCCAGCCUAUGGUCAAUAUAAUCCGCAAAGCUACAAUCAAUUUGAUCUCUCCCAACAGCCACAGUAUCCAUCUGUCUCAUAUUCAAACUCACCAUAUACAUCGCAAUAUCAGAAUGCGAGGCCUUCUGAUGUGUUUGGCCCGGCAACGCCAUUCACCGAGGCUUCCUUACACGGCUCAACCGGAUUCCAUGGUCACGAUAGCUCCUUCUCCUUUGCGCCUAGUAGUAUGGAGUCGACAUCUGCAACAAUCGCACCUCAAAACCUCCAAUACGCACCCAUAACUCCCUCCCAGACCCUGAAUCGUACAAUGUCCUCCUCUACCCUUCAACGCCAGCAGAAUGGACUCGUAAACAACUACAGCCAAAGAACUCAAGAUGCAAUUCCCGCGUACUACCAAACUGCCCAGACUGGUAACUUUCAGCCAACCCAGAACAGCAGUGUCCGGUACCCUACUCUACCCCAUGAGACCGCUCCAGAACCAAGACAGAUUACGAAGAAAAUCGAUGAGCAGCCUUACCAAAAUGUGCCAAUUGCUGCACCUCGCCCUCAACAGACUAGACCUGCUCCACCACCGAAUCCUCUGAGAGUCGUAUACCCUGCAACGGAUGAUGAGAACAAGACUCGUCUCCCCCAUGCACCAUUUUUGGCCUGGGAUGACGAACCUAUUCACGUACCAAAUGGCUUGAAGACUGCUCUUCCAAAGUAUCAUCCAAGAAAAGCAAGGAGCGGAAAAGAGAUUGUACCAGGCCUAGAUCUGUCAAUUGCACUAAAACCAGCUGCCACAUCCGCGAAGAGAGGCCGACCGCCAAAGAUUAAGGCACCUGUGAGCCAAUACAAGGGAACCAGCCAAGGCGCACAAGCUACGUCUGUUAACAAAAUUCGUGAAGAUGGUGGUCAGGACGCCAGAUCGCCUUCUACAGUAACUGAGAGCUCCUCUGAAGAUAGCGACUCUGACGAGUCAGAAUACGAGGAGGAGGACGACAUACCCUUGAUUGAUAUUGCCACGAUUCGCGGCCCCGUACGGCCUACUUCCACUCCAGAAGCUGCGCGUUGGGACGCAGUUGGCAUUGUCUGGAAAGACCCUAACUCAAAGCCAAGCAGUGAAAUUGUGUCUGAGGCCAUUCAGGAGUAUGGCAACUUCUUAAGUGCUCUUCGUGCUCAGAUCAAAACAAAUUCGACCAAGAUCGAAGAAGCUGCUGCGCGCCCUGCAGAGGCUCAGAAACUGAAAAAUGAACGUGUAGUCCUCUUGGAAUCACUGUACCAGAUAAUUGAUGCGGCCAACCAGCUUGGAUAUGGUCCCAUUGUAGAGAACCUGGGCAGUCAUCAUAAGAUGGUAAACGGACUAACCACAACUCUGAUCGAGUGCACUAAGGUCGAUGAUUACAAAGGCAAACUUCCAACUGCCGUGUUCGCGUUGCUUGCAAGGUUCCAGAAUAUGUCGGAUGAUUUCCUGAAGAAAUUGAAGUUUGAUAGUAUUCAAAAGCGCUGGAUCAAGAAAGGUUCCGAGGAGACUAAACAAGUCAUUGUUGACAUUCUUGCCAAUACAAUCGAUGCCAAGGAAAGAGCUGCGAAAGCCAAAAAAGAUGCUGAGCAAAGCGACAAAGAGAAGAAACUACGUGAAAAGGUCGACCAGACCAAACAACGAAGCUCAGAGCCCACUACCUCAACCAUUAUUUCCACAAAGAGACCUCUCGAAGGUGAUAGCAACGCCAGCAAGGCGAAUAAGAAGUUUGCUUUGGACACCACUUCCAGCUUCAAUCCAUCCACAAAGCCUACUCCCAUCAAGCGAUCAGGCACCAACUUGCUAGGCAUCGCCUCAAAACCCAUCACAAAGCCCAUUCCGAAGAAGAGAGACGUCUCUCCUCCCACCGAGUCCAAACUUGGUGCCCUCCUUGCCAGUAUUGCGAAGCCUCCCGAGCCUCCUAAAGCACCUGUCGCACCUCCUCGAGCCCCUGAAACACCGGAAGAAAAGGCUCGCCGAGAGAGAAAAGAAAGUAGGCGUCACCUUCGAGUCAAAUUCAAAGACGGCCCCGAUCUUGAGCAGAUUCGAUUAUUCAAGCACGAACAAGCAGAGGACGAAGGACGUCAAGACGAGAUGCUUCGGGACGCACACGACGAUCGUUUGGAAGGCAUGAUGCAUAAACAACGUGUCUUGGAGGUGAUGGACGAUGACGAAGAUUACCAGCCAAUGGACGCCGAUCUCCCAUACCAAGAACCAGUCCCGAUCAACUUCACCUCCGUGGACAAGUCAACACGAUUUGGACCAACAUAUACAACUCGGGGUGGCGAUGUCACCGUCUCUACGCCUGAGCAGAAGACUCAACAACAUCGAGAAGAGCUUGAGUUGAUGGUUGUCUAUACCGAUCCAAACGAUAUCCCACCUUCUGCUAGAGAGCCUCAUCAGACAGAUGAAGUCACUGAUUUGAAGACCGAACGCCUAUUGCAACCUCCAACGGAGCCUUGGCUGGUUGAACGCCUCGACGAGAUCCGCCAAUACGGUCCUGAGCAGGCUACUCAGAAGGCUCUGAUUCGACAAUCUGAAGAGCAAUGGAAGAAAGGUCAUCUGCUUCCUGGUGCAACUUCUUCAGCCUCACAAAGGCAAACUGGACCAUCUCAGCAACCCAACAACCCAGGCGCAAAGGAUGACCAGGUUGUGCAACAAGUUCUUGAAAGUUUGCAACGUCUCACUGCGUCUCUGAUUGGUCUGUCAUAUCCCGCCACAGAACCACCACGAUGGAUGACAAACUCUGCACAGAAAAACGAGUGGAUUGAGGGCUACAACAGGGACAUGGCUGUGAAGCACCAGGCAGAGAUUGAACGCAAUAUCGCCCAAUUGCAGGCUGCCCAGUUCCAAAAUCCAGCCCCCAACGCUCACUACCAACAACCGGCUAUACCGCCUCAAGCCGCUUUCCCUCCUCAAAUGCAACCACAUAACCCUGCCAGUGUACCAGUUCCAGAUGUUGCGCAACAAGUCCAGAGCUAUCUUAGCGCCUUCCAAAAUGGUGACAACAGAGCUGUGCAAAACCCACAGUUUGACUAUAACAAUUGGGCCAACCAUGGUGGUCAAGAUCAGAGUUUGAACUACGCAAAUCAGCCUCAACCACCAAGACGUGACCAGAAUUGGGGAAAUGACAACAAUAACCAGAAGAACAACCGUUUCCAAGAGACCCAAGCUGGCAAAUCAAAGCGCGGAUACGAUAUGAAGACAAUGAUCUCAUACGACGACUCACCCUUCGACGAGAAUGGCGAAUACAAGGGCAAGAAGAAGCCUUGCAGAUUCUACCGCGAGGGAAAAUGUGCCAAGGGAGCGAAAUGCACAUAUCUUCACGAUUGA
Cadophora gregata is the source of this 3456-nucleotide messenger RNA. RefSeq lists its product as uncharacterized. Bases 1 to 3456 code for a protein of 1151 amino acids. Gene Ontology annotation, biological process: box C/D snoRNP assembly. Gene Ontology annotation, molecular function: metal ion binding; RNA binding. Gene Ontology annotation, cellular component: nucleus. The record is from RefSeq and is a predicted model, not a curated record. Lineage: Eukaryota; Fungi; Ascomycota; Leotiomycetes; Helotiales; Ploettnerulaceae. The transcript has 4 exons.